UAGGUAUAGGGUAUUCCCAGUUGUGAUUUCUUUACUUUUUUUAAAUAUGGAAGUUUUCACCAUUGCCAAUUGCUUGCAUCUUUCUCCAGUUUCUGUACUGUUAAGCUUAGAAAAUAAACUGAUUUCACCAGUCAUGGUGGUGCAAGUCCUGGGACUUGGAAGGUAAAAGACCCAUCCGUUCAAUGCCAGCUUCAACUGUAUAGUGACUGUGAGCCACUUUAAGCUUAUUUCACAAAGGGAUUAGUUUAUGUUUCAGUAUGUUGAAAUGGAUUAUCAGAUACUAUACAAGGUAAUGUUUAAAUUUAAGUAUGUUUAAACUUAACAGUAAAUUUUUUUACAUAGUAUUUUACAAUUUUUUGCCUCUAAAUGCAUAAGAGAAAUAUUAAAGGGAUCCCAAACUUGCUCACUUUAGUUCUAUCAUACGUAGUGAGUAAUGUGUCUGUAAAUGAAGUUUGAGGAGCGGAGUGCAAUGGUGUGCCCCUGCAGUUGCAGCAGUGGCUGAGGCGGGAAAGUUGAGUGGACAGAAGUCGGAGACCAGCCUUGGUGGUGGUGGGGUCAGGGACAGUUAUAACAUUUAAUAUUUAUCAAGAAAACUCAGGAGUCAGAUAAUCAGGGUAAAAAUCUGAAUGAUCAGCAAAGUGACAGAGAAACCACCAGUGACUCUCUGACACUCUCUUAUUCUCCCCCUCUCCCUCUCUGUCUCCCUCUCCCUCUCUGUCUCCUCUCUCUCCUCACUAUUUCUCUGUCUCUCUCUCCUUCAUUCCAAAAGGAUCGAGACUGUCUCUAAGUCCCUCCCUACUACAUCCUGUGUCUAUCUGUCUUUAGUCCUCCAAAACCUCAGUGGUUAAUUUUGCUCAGCUAGUAGCUAGUUCCUCCCUCUGAUUCAAAGCAAACUUCAUUGGAAGUCUCAGGAAUGUCCAAAUGUGAUCAUAAUAUCACACAACAGACAGGAAAGCAAGAUCUCAUCUUGGCAACUCCUGAGUUUAAAUUCCCAGCAUACAUGUAAAGCUGUGCACAGUAGUAGGAGUACAAGAGGAUGAGACAUGGAGAGGAACUCGCUAGCUAGACAAUUAACCAAGUUAGGAGCUCUAGAUUCAGUUGAGAAGGUUCCAAAGAUCCCUUCAAUGCCCAGUCCCUUCAGAUGUCUUAACUCUGUCUUCCUCCAUGCAUUCUGUACAGGGAAUGAUCUACAAUAACUAUCUAUUUGAUUUUGAAUGACUGAGUUGAUUGACGUCAUAAGCAAAGAACACAUAACAACCAGGCAUUGGUGGUGCACGCCUUUAAUCCCAGCACUUGAGAGACAGAGGCAGUCACAUCAUGUAGUUUGAGGAUAGCCUGGUCUACAGAGUAAGUUCCAGGACAGUCAGGGCUACACAAAAAAACCUUCAUAGACUAUCUGCAGAUUGUAGAAUCCUGAUAGGAAAACAAGCAAAAGGAACAGAAUCAAACCAGGCACUUUCAACGCUCAUCAUAAAUGAUCAGGGAAGCCCCCUGCUGAAAUAGUCCUAGUGGAGUUUUCGUGGUUGAGAGAUUUCCAUGCAGAGGGUUUUCUACAUGGACUAGCUUUCUGGUCUCAGCUUCUCAUUGCUGGCAUUUUUAGAUCAUGAUAAACAACAGUUACCUCUUUUGGAAAGUCUUUGCUCUCUAGCUGUUCCCAAGAGUGUGAUGUUUUGAGCCCAGCCACAGCCUUCACAAGGACUAAUGGAGUUAGAAGCCAUAGAACUCUGUCCUUACGACCCAAACCACAGGAUACCAGCCAGCAGGUUACAGUACUAUCUGGCAUCAUGCAAAAAGAAAAAUCCAAAGAUAGCUAAAAAGAUGGCUAACUGCAAAUACGAUGCUUGUCUUGUGGUCCCAAUCAAAAGGCUCAAGGAACAUGAGGCCCACUGUGUCAACAGAACUGUAGUUGAUGAUGAACCACUUAAUCUUCUUAAGAUGACUCGUUCUGAAGGAGAUGAAAACUACUCCAAUGCCGGCAAUCAGAUUACUGAGCCUGAUGUCUGGAAUGUGGACCAUAUGCAUCGUUUUCCUUCAUUUGCUCUUGGGGCAUUUGCUCCAGAAAUGCUGGUUUGUGAGAGUGACUCAAGAGACCUACAAGAGGCUAUGGCUGAAAAACAUCCUGACAGCUACAAGUCCUGAGGGAGAGAUCAGAAAAACGAUGGAGACAUUGUGAAUUAAUGACCAGCAAGCAAAUAGAAGUUGAGAUUUUCCUAAGGUUUAAAAACAUCUAAGUAACAACUCUGUCAUUUUAAUACGUUUUUAUCUAAAUAAAGAAUAUUUUCCUUUGACAAAAA
This is a messenger RNA of Mesocricetus auratus (golden hamster), 2294 nucleotides long. RefSeq names its product gametocyte-specific factor 1-like. The record is from RefSeq and is a predicted model, not a curated record. Lineage: Eukaryota; Metazoa; Chordata; Mammalia; Rodentia; Cricetidae.